ACUAAGGGUACUAGCUCCUUCGGUAAGCGUCAUACCAAGACCCACACUCUCUGCAGACGCUGUGGUAACCGUUCUUUCCACAAGCAAAAGAAAGAAUGUGCUCAAUGUGGUUAUCCCGCCGCUAAGACCAGAUCUUACAACUGGUCCGAAAAGGGUAAGCGUAGAAAGACCACUGGUACUGGCCGUAUGGCUCACUUGAAGCUCGUCCAACGUCGUUUCAAGAAUGGUUUCCGUGAAGGUAAAUAUAUCAGUAAAAGGAUUCAUGCUUUUCUCUUGAUCAUCAUCAUUGAUAAGGUAUUUUUGUUUGAUAUUAGGUACCCAAGCCAAGAAGCAAACUGUUGCUGCCUCUGCUUAAAUCAACGUCUGAACAAUUUGAAAAGAUACGAAAAACUACCAAACACUUGUUGGUUUUUUUUUAAUCAUUAA
Mycotypha africana is the source of this 426-nucleotide messenger RNA. Its product is annotated as ribosomal protein L37e-domain-containing protein. The record is from RefSeq and is a predicted model, not a curated record. Gene Ontology annotation, cellular component: cytosolic large ribosomal subunit; ribosome. The annotation marks the transcript as partial. The transcript has 2 exons. Gene Ontology annotation, biological process: translation. Gene Ontology annotation, molecular function: structural constituent of ribosome; RNA binding. NCBI's taxonomy places the organism in Eukaryota, Fungi, Mucoromycota, Mucoromycetes, Mucorales, Mycotyphaceae.